Molecule: messenger RNA, 1368 nt
Organism: Macrosiphum euphorbiae (potato aphid)
Lineage: Eukaryota; Metazoa; Arthropoda; Insecta; Hemiptera; Aphididae
Source: the annotation of a GenBank genome assembly
AUGCUUAUAAAUGGCAUUUAUUUUAUUUGCCUAUACUUUUUGUCGAUCUCCCAGAAACUUGAAACCUCAGAAAUAGUCAUUACAAUUUUGAGUCAACAAAACGACUAUAAUGUAGAACAAGCACUCAAAUUAAAAAAUAAUAUUUUGAAGCAAACUAAAUCAAUUAAAAAGCCACGGCUAGGUGGAGUAUAUAUGCUUCAUGAACAAUUUCCAGAUCCUGGAAGUUGGACUGUUAUUCCAAUUAUAAAACAAUUAUAUAAAAAUAAUAAACAUGCAAAGUGGUUUUUGUUUUGUGAAGAAAACGCUUAUGUGAAUUAUGACAAUUUACAAUUGUUUUUGAAAAACAUGAACUCUAAUGAAUCUGUAUGGAUGGGAUAUGGUGUAAAAGAUAAACAUCCUACAAUAAUUCAUCAUUACGCAUUUAAAGAAAAUGAAAAUGAAAGGGUUACUUACCCUUUGUUUGCUGCAGGAUUUGUUAUAUCUGCUGAGCUAUUAAAAAAUAUUGCCAAUUCAGGUGUUGAAACUUUGAGUUCAGAUUUUUCAAUUGAUGCAUCUUAUGAGUUAUCAUUAGUAAUCAAUCAAAAAAUUCAACAUCUACCUUUGAAAUUUUGUUUGAAACUUUCACCAGACUGUAUUGUUCAUCCUUUGUCUGAAAGGAGUGAAUGUACACGUUAUGGAAAAGUGACAAAAGAUUCGAUUUAUUUUGCUGUGAAAACUUGCAGUAAAUUUCAUUCAGAUAGAGUACCAGUGUUACAAUCUACUUGGGGCCGAGAUGCCGUGCAUAUUGAAUACUUUAGCGAUAAACUUGACGAUACAAUACCAACAACUGUAUUAGAUGUACCAAAUACUGAAAGAGGACACUGUCUUAAGACUAUCACAAUUUUCAAAUACUUAUCUAAAAAACUUUUGUCGAAUAAAGCUGUGAAAUGGAUUGCAUUGACAGAUGAUGAUACUCUUUUGAGUGUUCCUCGGUUAGCAUCAAUACUGAGCUGCUGGAAUGGUCAGCAAAUUGCACUUGGUCAAAGAUACGGUUACAAUAUUCGAGGAGACCCGUCUUUAGGAUACAAUUAUCUAACAGGUGGAGGAGGUAUUAUAUUUAAUGUGGCAUUAGUCCAUAAAUUGACCACUUGUCAAUGUUAUGCGAUUGAUGCACCUGAUGAUAUGGUGUUAGGCAUGUGUUUGAAAGCUUUAAAUGCUACAGUGGUCCAUUCCCCAGUUUUCCAUCAAGCUAGACCACAAGACUAUGCCGACGAGUAUUUGGAAUCUUAUCCAAUGGUAUCUUUCCAUAAACAUUGGAUGAUAGACCCAAUAGAAGUUUAUCGUCAUUGGCUUUAUCAAGACUCUUCUUUUGGACAUGAUGAGCUUUAA